This is a messenger RNA of Priapulus caudatus, 305 nucleotides long. RefSeq names its product osmotic avoidance abnormal protein 3-like. NCBI's taxonomy places the organism in Eukaryota, Metazoa, Priapulida, Priapulimorpha, Priapulimorphida, Priapulidae. The annotation marks the transcript as partial. The record is from RefSeq and is a predicted model, not a curated record. Gene Ontology annotation, molecular function: microtubule binding; ATP binding; microtubule motor activity. Gene Ontology annotation, biological process: microtubule-based movement. The transcript has 2 exons.
GGAACUGUAUAUCGUCGCUAGGCGACAGCAAGCACCGCUCUGGGCACGUGCCCUAUAGAGACAGCAAGCUGACGAUGCUUCUAGCUGACAGCCUGGGAGGCAACGGCGUCACCCUCAUGAUCGGCUGCGUUUCUCCCUCUUCACAUAACAGUGCAGAGACGAGAAACACACUCCGCUAUGCAAACCGUGCAAAGAAAAUCAGGAGUAAGCCAGUAGUAAAGAUGGAUCCAAAGGAGAAGAUGAUACUGAGUCUGAAGCGGGAACUGAGGCUCCUUCGAAAUGAAAACAAGUAUCUGCGACAUCAG